GUAAUCGAUUACAGGAAUGUCAACAAAGUGGAAAUAAAAUGAAUAUUUUACCAAAAAAACGCUGGCAUGUGCGUACCAAGGAGAACAUUGCCCGCGUGCGCCGGGAUCAAGCGGCUGCCGCAGCAGAAGAAAAAGUCCGGCAGGAGAAAUUGGAAUUUGCUGAAAGCGAGGCACGAAUCAACUUCCUGCGCCGCCAAUCGGGCUUGCCGGAGAAGGCCUCCAAGGAAUCUCGAGAGGAGUCGCAAUGCAGUACUGAAACAACCAAAGGGGUGGAUCUCUUUGCCGACUACAAGGCGAGAGUGAAGACCACUAACAAAGACUUGGAAAAGGAGCAAAAGGAGGAGCAGGAGAAGUAUGAGAAGCAGAUCGGCUACCUCACCUACUUGGGCCAGGACACCAAUGAAGCUUUGAAAGUGCGCAGCUGGUACGAGUUAGCCCCCAAAAGACCAGAAGUUGGGGAUCCCACAGCUACUGAAACUCAUCAUAAGCAAAAGCUAGCCCACGAUCCUCUGACCCUAAUUAAUGCUUUGUUGCCGCCAGAAAAAAAGGAUCCCAAAAAGGCCACAAAAAGAAUUCGCGAAAGGACACCCGCGCCUUCUCAGGAACCUUCAAUACCCCACAAGGACAAGAAAUCCAAGAAAGAUAAGAAGAAGCACAAGAGCAAAAAUGGUUCAAGGGAGACCCUUUUGGCCGAGGAACGCAUAAAACGAGAAAAGCUCGAGACGCUAAGAAGGGAGCGCAUGCGACGGGAAACAGCGGAACGCCAGCGUUCCGAGGCUCUGUUCGCACCCAAGGAGCUGCCGGUGGCUGCCAGUGCCGAAUCCACGCCGGCUUCGACGCCUAAGGUUGUCCAAAAGUACAACAGUCAGUUUAAUCCGGAGUUAGCAAAGCAAAAUAUGCUCUAGCCAUUAAUUAUGUUUUCAACUUAAUGUUAACAGCCUGAUUAUGAAUAUAAUCACUAAGCAAAUAAAUAGAAAUUACACUUUAUUAUUGAAUUGUCU
Drosophila melanogaster (fruit fly) is the source of this 1001-nucleotide messenger RNA. RefSeq lists its product as uncharacterized. The record is from RefSeq and is marked reviewed. Lineage: Eukaryota; Metazoa; Arthropoda; Insecta; Diptera; Drosophilidae. The transcript has 3 exons. The coding region runs from base 39 to 905 and encodes 288 amino acids.